AUGAAGAAGAUGCGGGGCAACGCCAGCCUCCCCACCGGCCUGGUCACCUUCAUCGUCGGCGAUGACGAGGAGCGCAUCGAGCACGUGAGCAAGAACCUGCUCUGCGUGCGGUCCGAGUACUAUGGGAAGAUGUUUGGCAUCGGCAUGAAGGAGCGCGACGCCGCCGAGAUCACGGUGCCCAAGACGGACCUCGCCAGCUUCACCGCCUUCAUCGACUACCUCUGCACCGACCAGCUCGACCUCGGCGAGCUGGAGGGCGAGCAGGCGCGGCGCGCGCUCGUGCUGCGGGAGCUGGCGCAGAUGUACCAGGUGCCGCGCCUCGAGCUGCUCUGCGCGCAGGCGCUGCAGGAGAGCGUCGGGCCGGCGAGCGCCGUGCCGCUGCUCGAGGCGGCGCACACGACGGGCGACGGGCGGCUCCUCGCGCAGUGCCGCCGCUACGUGGCCGACCACGCCGCCGAGGUGCGGGCGAGCGGCGGCGUGGAGCAGCUGCGCGACCUGGGCGUGGCCAAGGGGCUGCUCGGCGACGCGCUCGACCAGGUGGCGGAGCUGAAGAUGGGGGCGGCGCGCACGGCCGCGGGCCAGAGGGCGGCGCCCGCCUAG
Molecule: messenger RNA, 600 nt
Organism: Emiliania huxleyi CCMP1516
Lineage: Eukaryota; Haptophyta; Isochrysidales; Noelaerhabdaceae
Exons: 1
Coding region: 1-600 (199 amino acids)
Molecular function (GO): protein binding
Source: RefSeq, a predicted model, not a curated record